AUGUCCGGCUCUCCAGCCCAUCUCUUUGACCAGGACCUCCUUGUCCCCAGCUGGGCCAUGACGUGGGGCCAGGCCAGCUCCUGCUCUGCCCCCUCCGCGAGCAUUUGCAGCCCCUCCACGGCUCACAGCCAGAGCCUGGUCCCAGAGCAGGCCCACCGCUGGCUCCCAAAGGCCAGGGCACCCCAGAGGGCAUCAUGCCUCGCUGCCGGCAGCCAGCGCCAGAGUGCCAGCCAGAGAGAGAAGCACCGCAUGCGACGCCUGGCCCAGGCCCUGCACACCCUGCGCCUCUACCUGCCCACCUCGGUGGCACCCGCUGGGCAGAGCCUGACCAAGAUCGAGACGCUCCGCCUGGCCAUCCGCUACAUCACCCACCUCUCUGAGCAGCUGGGCCUCAGUGAGGAGGCGCUGGCACAGAGGAGGGCAGUGCUGGCGCGGCCUCACUGCCCCCUGUGCUUCUCAGGGCUUGGCUGCUGCCAGGCAAGGAGGUCAGACCAGGACACCACAGAGUCCCCGGCCCAGGACCGACCAGCCCCUGAGACUUGGACGGCCUCCCCACCCUGCCUGAUCGGAAUAGGUCAGGGGGUCCAGGUCCCCGACUCUAGAACCUGGCCACUGCCUCCUUGUGGCCUCCAGGAUGAGACUCCUGCUGCCGUUGCAGAAACCUGGGUGCCUCUUCAGAUCCAGACCUCUCCUGAGCUACAGAGGACUCCUUGCCCUCUCUCACCUUGCAUGAGGUCGCCCAUGGGCAAACCAGGCAGAGUCUGGCCUGGGGAGCAAACAGCAGCAGAUGCCCCUGUUGUCACCUGGGAAGGGCCAGCCUGGGACCUUGAAAAGUCACCUGGCUGCAAGGUAGGUGCUGCAUGGGGGUGCCUCUCCUCCUGGCAAAGUGCCCCCUCCCAACCCCUGCCAGGGCCCGUUGCCCUUUUGCCUUGGCGGGGCUCCCUCUUUACCCUGCUCAGGACCACAUUCCAGGAUGCUAGACAUCCUGCAACUUCCAAACUGCAGCUCGCCUUGGCACCAAUGCUUUUGAAAAGCAUCUCCCCAAGACUGGCAGCACAUGCACAACCCCCACCCCCCUAUCAGGCACGGGAACCUGCAAGGCAGCCUCCCACCUGUCUUGCGUUAUGGAACUGGGGAAGGGGGUAUAGGAGCAGCCCAGGGUGUCUAAAGGCAGGCUGGCUUCGGGAGAAAUCGGAUCCUCCCAGAUUGUGUGGCUGUGCAGUGGUACUCAGUAGGGAGAGAAACACACGUGCUGUCAAUGGACAAGAAAACCUCUUUUCUCCCUUUGUCUCCACCAUCGUGUCUCGUUGGCUUCGUUGAUUUUUGCGCACAAACGCUGAUUUGUGCAUUUGGCUCUGAUGUUGUUUGUCAGCUGCCCUGGGUUGCAGUACGAAGAAGGCUGCUGGGAUGUAUUUUUAACCAAUUAAUAUGUCCAAAGACACUCUCUCUUAGUGCCUUCCAGAUGUUUUCAACUGCAAGUCCCAUCAGCCCCAGCCAACACGGCUGUAGGAUGACCCUGGGGCUGAUGAGAGAUGUAGACAAAAACAUUUGGAGGGCUGCAGGGUGGAGAAGGCUGGCCCGGAGACCCUCCCACCCCCCGCGCUGGUUUCCUUGCUGCAGCGAAGAGAGCGGGCUGCCCCCUGGUGGGGGGAAAAGUCCUUUGCGUCUCCUGGUGAGCAACGCUGUUGCGCCGGGCGGUGAUCGCCACGUGGCUUUUGACCCCCUGCGGGGUUCCCCAGCCCUGACUGUGGGUUGCAUCUGACACGAGUGCCCCACGGAUGGGAGUGGGAGGCUGCUAGAUCUCUCUGAAGCAGGCAGAGGGUUGCUACGGCUUUACUUGUUUUCAUUUCGUAACUGGAUACCGUAUUGCUGGAAACCCACUCUUGGAAACAAUAAAAAUGUUAAUUAAUUAAAGAUACAGCCAAGGGGAGGGGGGAUUUGGUUUCCCUGCCUCCCAGGUGCAGGCUUUGAACUACAUUUGAGCCAGGACUGGCUGGGAUUUGAAUAAGAAGUUCCAGCUCUGGAAUAUAUGGAAAACAUGCAUUUCCCUGAACAUGUGCAGAGUAACCCAGCCCUUGAUGAUUUCUAAAUCCAGUACCAUGUGAAAUGAUGAAACCCUAUUUAUGAUUUGCAUGCACCCUUUUUUAUAAAGGGUCUUUAGCCAUGCCUUUGUUAAGAUGAACAGUCCUGAUCUUUUUCUAUUCUCCUUCAAUGAAAGAGCCCUCAAUAAUGUUUCUUACCCUUCUUUGAUAUAUAUAUAUCUAGUUCUAUGUUAUUGUGUGUAAUGGAACACUCCAUAUUAUAUUAAGUAUUGACAACUUGGUUUGUUUUUUAUUUACUUAUUUUUCUGGCAAGCAGAUCUUUAAAAAGCAUGAAAUAUUACUAUACACUGCAAAAUGCUCAGUAUAGGGAAUGUAGAGGGAAGAUGGAUAAACAACAAAGAGUCCUAGUAACUGCAGUGCAUUUCUAUGUGCAGUGUGCAUACCCCAGUGUAGUAUAAUGGUGGAAGUGUCAGACUGGGACUUGGGAGAUCAGGGUUCAAAUCCCCACUCAGCCAUGAACCUCACUGGGGGACCUUGGGCCAGUCACUCGCUCGCAGCCUAGCCUGAGCGCUGUUGUGGUGAAUAACCGGAGGAGAGAACCAUGUAUGCCUCCUUGGGGGGAAAGGUGGGGUAUAAAUGCAAUUAAUAUAUAUUUAUAAUUUAUAAAAAUAACAUAAAUAGAUUCCAAAACUAAGUUCGCCCGACAGAGUGCUGCCUGAUAGCUGCUUCUCCCUACCCACCUGUGAUUCCUUUCUUGGUUUCCUCAGGACGGCACCUACAGAGCUACUUGGGACCUCCCCACCCAGCACCCUUCCUGUGGUUUCCUGUGGAGCAGCCAGACCUUAAGAGGGUGAGUCUGCUGGGUGAGAAGCAGCCACAGAGGAGAAGCCACAGCAAAGGAGGAGGUCCUGUGGUUGUCCUGAGCAGCCUCCACCUGCACUGAAGGCAUCCUCGUCCCCAUCAGCAGGAGAUCCUCUUCUUCAGAGCUCCCAAACGCUGGGGCACAAUCAGGACAACAGCAUCUUCUCUCUCUGGAGGUUUCCAGUCCAAAGACCCACUCUGACUGCAGCAAGCGCAGUUGGGGACUUGGCUCCCAGGGACCCGCUGGGUUCUUCAAACCUUUGCUCAACCACAAACUCAUUGAGCCCUCUCUGUCUGGCCAUUGCCCUACCUCACAGGGUUGUUGUGAGGAUCCACAAGGCCACACACUUAAAAGUAGCAAAAAAAACCACUUGUUUGUUUAAUAAGUAGCAGUCUUCUUGCUUGGAUCCAAGGUUAUUUUUGUUUGUUUUAGACCAGCAGUUCCCAAAGUAGGCAGAACUGCCCCCUCCCCAGGGGGCUGCUAAGAGGCAAGGGGGCAGCCAGGGAUGCUGGUGGUGUAAAUGACUACCAGACUUUGAAAAUCUGGUAUCACCAGAUCAAUUUCAUCCAUUUUGUUGAAUUAAUUAAACUUAAUGGUUUUACUUGGAUUUUGAAUAAACAUGCAAUUAAUUGUUACUGCUUUGAAUUUUAUUGUGUUAUUAUCUUCCUAAGUGGGUAGUGCAAGCAGCUUUUAUUGGGUAGAGCAGUGGCACUGGGGAUGAGUUUAUGGAACCAAGGAAAAGUUGCCUGAAAAAGUUUGGGAACCACUGAUUUAGGUUAUCUCUCUUUCUCUUUCUCUUUCUCUUUCCCCAAAGACCUGUUCUCUUUCAAAUCACAAAGAUUGGUGGGGGGGGGGAUACACAGAGCUACAGAGAACCCCACCCCUCCCACUAAUAAACUAAAGAACAGCCUGGGCAUAUAAUUCAGGAUACUAUUUUUAAUUUAUAAAGUUAGGGUUUAAAAAUUUAUAAAGUUAGGGAUAUAAAAAUAUACAGAGCUUUCUGGGUGGGGGAACAUCACCAUGGACGAGAGGGGGACCCCUCUCUCUUUCCCCUCCCUCCCCCCUCCCAGGACCCCUGAGGCAGAUGUGGAAACAGGCAGUGCAAGAGAAGAGGCUUCUGGGCAGUGCGAAGAAGCAAGCGUGGCCCGUUUGCCCCAGGGCAGAAAGGAAUCUGGGGUGGUGGACGUGGCCAGGCCUCUUCAGUGGCCAGGAAGGAGCAGGACGAGGCUCACAGAAGGAUGGGGGAGAAGAGACAGCUUUGGCAGUAAAGGGGGACUCCAGAGCACUGUGGAAAGACAGGCAAACUGCUUGCGGACAACCUCAGCCUGA
Molecule: messenger RNA, 4233 nt
Organism: Podarcis lilfordi (Lilford's wall lizard)
Lineage: Eukaryota; Metazoa; Chordata; Lepidosauria; Squamata; Lacertidae
Source: the annotation of a GenBank genome assembly